Messenger RNA from Sarcophilus harrisii (Tasmanian devil), 9280 nucleotides. Its product is annotated as E3 SUMO-protein ligase RanBP2. The transcript has 29 exons. NCBI's taxonomy places the organism in Eukaryota, Metazoa, Chordata, Mammalia, Dasyuromorphia, Dasyuridae. The coding region runs from base 143 to 9070 and encodes 2975 amino acids. Gene Ontology annotation, biological process: NLS-bearing protein import into nucleus; protein peptidyl-prolyl isomerization. Gene Ontology annotation, cellular component: cytoplasm; nuclear pore. Gene Ontology annotation, molecular function: peptidyl-prolyl cis-trans isomerase activity; GTPase activator activity; protein binding. The record is from RefSeq and is a predicted model, not a curated record.
GCAGAUGACGUCAGCCCGCUGUUUAGGCCCCGGCGACGGUGGCGGCGUCACUGAGUUUUAGGCGCAACCAGCCCGGAGACGAACGCUGCCGGGCUCCCCGAGCCGGACUCCCGGAGAGCCUACGGACUGCGUGACUGGAGCGAUGAGGCGCAGCAAGGCCGAGGUGGAGCGGUACAUCGCCUCCGUACAAGGCUCCGCCCCCUCGCCUCGAGAGAAGUCAAUGAAAGGAUUCCUUUUUGCUAAGUUAUACUAUGAAGCUAAAGAAUAUGAUCUUGCUAAAAGAUAUAUAUCUACUUACCUUAAUGUACAAGAGAGGGAUCCCAAAGCACACAAGUUCCUGGGUCUUCUCUAUGAAGCUGAGGGAAAUAUUGACAAAGCUGUUGGAUGUUACAAGCGUUCAGUAGAAUUAAACCCAACGCAAAAAGAUCUUGUGCUCAAGAUUGCAGAAUUGUUGUGUGAAAAUGAUGCUUCUGAUGGAAGGGCAAAAUACUGGGUUGAAAGAGCUUCUAAGCUUUUCCCUGGAAAUCCUACCAUUUAUAGGUUGAAGGAGCAGCUUUUAGAUUGUAAAGGUGAAGAUGGAUGGAAUCAACUUUUUGACUUGAUUCAGUCAGAGCUUUAUGCAAGACCAGAUGAUGUAUAUGUGAACAUCCGAUUAGUAGAGCUGUAUAGGUCAAAUAAGAGACUGAAAGAUGCUGUGGCCCACUGCUGUGAGGCAGAAAGAAAUCUUGCCCUGCGAACAAGUUUGGAAUGGUAUUCAUGUGUUGUACGAACACUUAAGGAAUAUCUGGAGUCUCUACAGAGUUUGGAGGCCAAUAAAAGCAACUGGCGAACAACCAAUAAAGACUUACUUCUGGCCUAUGCUAAUCUUAUGCUUCUUACGCUUUCUACUAGAGAUGUACAGGAAAGUAGAGAAUUAUUGGAAAGUUUUGAUGAUGCACUUCAGUCUGUGAAAUCUUUUAUGAGUGGGAAUGAUGAGUUAUCAGUUACUUUCCUUGAAAUGAAAGGUCACUUCUAUAUGCAUGCUGGUACUCUGCUUUUGAAAAUGGCUCAGCACAGUGAAGUACAAUGGAGAGCUCUAUCUGAAUUGGCAGCCUUAUGCUAUCUCAUAGCAUUUCAGGUUCCAAGACCAAAGACUAAAUUAAUGAAAGGAGAAAAUGCUGGACAAAAUUUGUUGGAAAUGAUGGCCUAUGAUCGUCUGAGCCAGACUGGACAUAUGCUGCUAAAUUUAAGUCGUGGCAAACAAGACUUCUUAAAAGAGGUUGUGGAAUCAUUUGCCAAUAAAAGUGGACAGUCUGCCUUGUAUGAUGCCUUGUUCGAUAGUCAAUCACCUAAGGAUAAAUCAUUUUUGGGUAGUGAUGAUAUCAGAAAUGUUAGCAUACAGACGCCAGAACCUGAAGAACUGGCUAGAUAUGAUAUUGGGGCCAUUAGAGCACAUAAUGGUAGUCUUCAGCAUCUCACUUGGCUUGGGUUACAGUGGAACUCAUUGUCUACCUUACCAACAAUCCGAAAAUGGCUUAAACAGCUUUUUCAUCAUUUGCCACAAGAAACCUCUAGACUUGAAACUAAUGCUCCUGAGUCAAUUUGUUUAUUAGAUCUUGAAGUGUUUCUACUUGGGGUGAUAUUUACCAGCCACUUACAAUUACAAGAGAAAUCCAAUUUUCACUACAAUUCACAUCAACCUCCAUGCUUGCCACUACCUGUUUGCAAACAGCUUUGUACAGACCGACAAAAAUCCUGGUGGGAUGCAGCUUAUAAUCUUAUUCACAGAAAAGCAGUGUCUGGAACCUCUGCAAAGUUACGCCUUCUGGUUCAACAUGAAAUAAACACACUAAGGGGUCAGGGCAAGCAUGGUCUUCAACCUGCUAUGCUUGUACAUUGGGCAAAAAGUCUUCAGAAAACAGGCAGUGGACUUAAUUCUUUUUAUGAUCAGCGGGAAUAUAUAGGAAGAAGUGUUCAUUACUGGAAGAAAGUUCUGCCAUUAUUGAAGACAAUUAAAAAGAAGAGUAAUAUUCCUGAACCCAUUGAUCCUCUGUUCAAACAUUUUCAUAGUGCAGAUAUUCAGAUAUCUGAAGUUGGGGAAUAUGAGGAAGAAGCACACAUAACAUUUGCUAUGUUGGAUGCAGUUGAUGGGAAAACUGAAGAUGCUAUGUCGGCAUUUGAAGCUAUAAAAAAUGUUGUUUCCUAUUGGAAUCUUGCCCUGAUUUUUCAUAGGAAAGCAGAAGACAUUGAGAAUGAUGCUCUUUCCCCAGAAGAACGAGAAGAAUGCAAAAACUACUUAAGAAAAUCUAGAGACUACUUAAUAAAAAUUUCAGAUGAAAGUUGCACAGAUCCUGCUGUAGCUAGAAAGCUUCCAGUUCCUUUGGAGUCUGUAAAAGAAAUGCUUAAUUCAGUAAUGCAAGAACUUGAGGAAUAUAGUGAAGGAGGUCCCCAUGGUAAAAAUGGUUCACCUAGAAAUAUAGAUUCUGAAAUAAAACAUUCUACACCAUCUCCAACCAAAUUUUCUUUAUCACCAAGUAAAAGUUACAAGUUUUCUCCUAAAACUCCUCCUCGAUGGGCAGAAGAUCAAAAUUCUUUAUUGAAAAUGAUUUGCCAACAAGUAGAAGCUAUUAAGAAAGAAAUGCAUGAGUUGAAGCUAAACAGCAGUAAUUCUACUAUGUCCCCUCACCGUUGGCCUGCAGAAGCCUAUGGAACAGAUUCAGUGCCUGAUGGUUAUCAGGGAUCCCAAAAUUAUCAUGGAGCUCCACUCACAGUUGCAACUACUGGCCCUUCAGGGUAUUACAGUCAGUCACCAGCAUAUAAUUCCCAGUAUCUUCUCAGAACAGCAGCUAAUGUUACACCAACAAAGGCUCCUGUUUAUGGCAUGAACCGGCUUACACCUCAACAGCAUAUUUAUGCUUACCCACAACAAAUGCAUACACCUCCAGUGCAAAAUCCACCUGCCUGUAUGUUCUCUCAAGAGAUGUAUGGUCCUCCUUUGCGUUUUGAUUCCCCUGCAACUGGAAUUCUGUCACCUCGAGGAGAUGAUUAUUUCAAUUACAAUGUUCAACAGACAAGCACAAAUCCACCUUUGCCUGAACCAGGUUAUUUCACAAAACCUCCAGUUGUGCCUCAUCCUUCAAAAUCUGCAGAAUCCAGAGUUAUAGAAUUUGGGAAAUCUAACUUUGGACAGCCUAUGCCAGGUGAAGGAGUAAGGCCACCUUUAACAACUUCAGCACAGGCAACGCAGCCAACCACCUUUAAAUUUAACUCCAAUUUUAAAUCCAAUGAUGGUGACUUUACAUUUUCAUCACCUGAAGUUGUGGGGCACCCUCCUCCUGCAGCUUUCAGUAAUAGUGAGAGUCUCUUAGGUCUCCUAACUUCAGAUAAACCUUCACAUGAUGAUGGUUACAGUGGAACAAAACCAAUUCCUAGUCAGACAAGUGCACCACGGAAUACGUUCAAUUUUGGUAGCAAGAAUAUUUCUAAUGUUUCAUUUACAGAAGGCAUGGCACACAAUCAAUGUAAAAAUUCUCUUUUUGGCCGUAAUGACGACAUGUUUACUUUCCAAAGUCCAAGCAAAACAGUAUUUGGAACACCAACUCCAGACUUAGCAAACAAGAGUCAUGAAACAGAUGGAGGAAGUACUCAUGGAGAUGAUGAUGAUGAUGGUCCUCACUUUGAACCAGUAGUUCCACUUCCUGAUAAAAUAGAAGUGAAAACUGGUGAGGAAGAUGAAGAAGAAUUCUUUUGUAAUCGUGCAAAAUUGUUCCGUUUUGAUGCAGAAUCCAAAGAAUGGAAGGAACGAGGCAUUGGCAAUGUUAAGAUACUGAGGCAUAAAAUAUCUGGCAAAAUUCGUCUUCUCAUGAGACGAGAACAAGUACUCAAAAUCUGUGCUAAUCAUUAUAUAAAUCCAGAUAUGAAGCUGACACCCAAUGCUGGCUCAGAUAAAUCAUUUGUAUGGCAUGCUCUUGACUAUGCAGAUGAAUUACCAAAGCCAGAGCAACUUGCCAUUAAAUUUAAAACACCAGAGGAGGCAGCUCAUUUCAAACGCAAGUUUGAAGAGGCCCAGGGAAUCUUAAAAUCUGCAGCUUCAAAUAUUUCCACAACAAACCAAAAUGUUAGGAUUCUGAAAGACACCAAGAAUCAGGAUAACAAGGAUACUGGAAAACCUGACUCUGGACAUCCAAAUUUUGGUUUCCAAAUUUCGAAGAAAGACGGGCUAUGGGAUUGUAACAACUGCUCAGUAAAGAAUGUUGCAACAGCAAAGAAAUGUGUAUCAUGCAAAACCCUAAAUCCAAAUAAUAAGGAGCUUUUGGGCCCACCAUUAGUUGAAAACUCUCCAGCUUUUAAGCCUGGCACAGAAAAGACUCAAGAAGGUUUUGGAUUGAUGUUUGCUAAGAAAGAAGGUCACUGGGAUUGCAGUGUAUGUUUAGUGAGGAAUGAACCAACGGUAUCUAAGUGUAUAGCUUGCCAGAAUACAAACACAGCAAAUAAAACUAUUCCAUCAUUUAGUCAGCAAACUCCCUUCAAGUUUGGUCAGGGAGAGCUUUCUAAACCUACUACCAGUGAUUUGGGCACUCUAUUUCCUAAGAAGGAUGGACAGUGGAAUUGCAGUGUGUGUUUGGUACAGAAUGAAGUAAGUGAUAAAAAAUGUGUUGCUUGUCAGAAUCCAAAUUUACAAAGUCAGCCCAGUUACACAAUUCCAGCACCUACUGCUUUGAAGCUUACUACUGCAGAGACCAGCAAGUCUACUAAAGAUGGAUUUGAGGGAAAGUUUAAUAAGAAGGAAGGACAGUGGGACUGUAGUGUUUGCUUAGUACGAAAUGAAAGCUCUUCCUUGAAAUGUGUUGCCUGUGAAGCACCAAAUCCAGUCAAUAAACCUGUUGCAGAAGCAUCUUCAGAUUUUACAUUUGGUUUCAAGAGUAAAUUAUCUGAACCUUCUGGGAGUCAGAUGGCAACUGGUUUUAAAUGUGACUUUUCAGAAAAAACUUUUAAAUUUGGCAGUGCAGAACAAGGUUUUAAAUUUGGCCAUGUUGAGCAAGGAAGCUCACCUUCUUCCUUCACAUUUCAGGUUCCCUCUGGUACGGAUGCCAAACCCACAAAAGAAGGAUUUAGUUUUACUAUGCCUGCAUCUGCUGGUGGAUUUAAAUUUGGGAUACAAGACUCUAGUGAUCAAAAGGGUAAUGAGAAGGCCAUUGAAGGAGAUGCUGCUGUCAAGUCUCAUGAUACCAAGCAAAAUAGUAGCGAUUUAGUUUUUGGAAAUAGUAGUAGCAAUUUCACUUUUGCUGACCUUGCAAAGUCAGGGGAAGGAUUUCAGUUUGGUAAAAAAGAUCCAAAUUUUAAAGGGUUUUCAGGUGCAGGUGAAAAACUUUUUUCAUCACAGAGUGCUAAAAUGUCCCCUAAGGCCAAUACUUCAUCAGACAUUGAGAAAGAUGAUGAUGCAUAUAAGACCGAGGACAAUGACGAUAUCCAUUUUGAACCUGUAGUUCAGAUGCCUGAAAAAGUGGAACUCGUCACAGGAGAAGAAGAUGAAAAGGUUCUAUAUUCGCAGAGAGUGAAAUUAUUUAGAUUUGAUGCAGAGAUAAGUCAAUGGAAAGAAAGGGGCUUAGGAAAUUUAAAGAUUCUUAAAAAUGAAGUCAAUGGCAAACUAAGAAUGCUGAUGCGACGAGAACAAGUACUAAAAGUAUGUGCUAAUCACUGGAUCACUACUACAAUGAACCUUAAACCUUUAUCUGGUUCAGACAGAGCAUGGAUGUGGCUAGCUAGCGAUUUUUCUGAUGGAGAUGCUAAAUUGGAACAAUUAGCAGCCAAGUUUAAAACACCAGAGCUGGCUGAAGAAUUCAAGCAGAAAUUUGAAGAAUGCCAGAGACUUUUACUAGAUAUACCACUUCAAACACCUCAUAAACUUGUAGAUACUGGGAGAGCUGCCAAACUAAUACAGAGAGCUGAAGAAAUGAAAACUGGACUAAAGGAUCUUAAAACGUUUUUGACAAAUGACAAAAAGCUCACUGAGGAAGAGAAUAACAAUUCAGGUUUAGCAGCCAGUACUUCUGACUUAACAGUUAAACCACAUGCUGAAACUACUGGACCUUCAUUAGAAUGGGAUAAUUAUGAUUUAAGAGAGGAUGCUUUGGAUGAUAGUGUAAGCAGUAGCUCAGUAUAUGCAUCUCCAUUAUCAAAUAGUCCUGUGAGGAAAAAUCUCUUCCGUUUUGGUGAUUCAACAACAGGGUUUAAUUUCAGUUUUAAAUCUGCUUUGAGUCCAUCGAAAUCCCCUGCCAAGUUGAAUCAGAGUAGGACUUCUGUUGGCACUGAUGAAGAGUCUGAUGUUACCCAAGAAGAGGAGAAAGAUGGGCAGUACUUUGAGCCAGUAGUACCAUUACCUGAUCUGAUAGAAGUGUCUAGUGGUGAGGAAAAUGAACAAGUUAUCUUUAGUCAUCGAGCCAAACUCUAUAGAUAUGACAAAGAUGCUGGCCAGUGGAAGGAAAGAGGAAUAGGUGAUAUAAAGAUUUUGCAGAAUUAUGAUAAUAAACAUGUGCGCAUAGUGAUGCGAAGGGACCAAGUAUUGAAACUUUGUGCCAAUCAUAGAGUAACACCAGAUAUGACUUUGCAAAACAUGAAAGGGACAGAAAGAGUAUGGGUUUGGACUGCAUGUGACUUUGCUGAUGGAGAAAGAAAAGUAGAACAAUUAGCUGUCCGUUUUAAACUGCAAGAUGUUGCAGAUGCGUUCAAACAAAUUUUUGAUGAAGCAAAACAGGCCCAAGAAAAAGAUUCCUUGCUUACACCACACUUUUCCCGUGCUGCCACUCCUCGAGAAUUCCCAUGUGGCAAAAUUGCAGUAGCCGUAUUAGAAGAAACCACAAGGGAGAGAACAGAUUUAAACCAAGAUUCUGAUACAACAGAUACAAUUCUAGAAGUUGGAGAAGUAUGUAGCACUUCUGAAACGCCAACUAAAGCAGUUGUUUCUCCUCCAAAGUUUGUAUUUGGCUCUGAAUCUGUUAAAAGCAUUUUUAGUAGUGAGAAAUCAAAACCAUUUGCAUUUGGCAAUAAUUCAGCUACAGGCUCUUUAUUUGGAUUCAGUUUUAAUGCACCUUUGAAAAGCAAAAGUGGCGAAGAUGUUUCAGGUGAGAUCGAAAGAAAAUCAGAUUCUACUAAUUGUGAGGCACAGAAGAGCUUGAACAUCAAACCAUUUGUUGAAAACAAAGCAGAAAAGUCCUUGACUCCUUUUUCAAAGGAAGAGCCCUCUACCUGCGCAUUUAAAACAUUAGAAAAGGUCGAGGUAAAGAAGGAACCAGAAGAACUUUCCACAGAUGAUGUGCUCAUUAUAUAUGAACUAACUCCUACUCCUGAACAAAAAGCUCUUGCUGUCGAUCUUAAACUUCCUCCGACUUUUUUCUGCUAUAAGAAUAGACCAGAUUACGUUAGUGAGGAAGAAGAUGAUGAUGAAGAUUUUGAAUCAGCUGUCAAGAAACUUAAUGGAAAGCUAUAUCCAGAUGACCAAGAUGAAUGUAAAGGAUCCCAAGAAUUUGUAAGAGAAGAAGUUAUUUCAGACCAGGAUAAAGAAUGUAUGAUUGUCUGGGAAAAGAAACCAACAUCUGAAGAAAAAGCAAAAGCAGAAACACUACAACUUCCUCCUACUUUUUUCUGUGGUGUUUGCAGUGAUACUGAUGAGGAUAGCAGCCAUCCAGAAGACUUUAACUCAGAGGUUCAAAAAGUCCAGGAAGCAAAGAAAUCGCAUGAUGAGGAAGAGGUUACAAGUUCAACUGAUACAGCAUCUACUAGAGGGACUGAACUUCCUACUUCAUUCACAUGUAAAUCUGAAGAAGUUGACUCUACUACUGAAUCUUCUGAUGCUACAUCUGGGACUAAUGACAAACCUGUAGAUUUAUCUAAUAAAAAAGAAAAUGAGGCAGAUUCCACAAGUCAAGAAGUAGAAAGCAGAACUGUGUCAUUUGGAUUUGGCACUAGUACGGGAUUGUCAUUUGCAGAUUUGGCUUCUGGUAAUUCUGGGGAUUUUGCUUUUGGUUCAAAAGAUAAAAAUUUCCAGUGGGCAAAUACUGGAGCUACUGUGUUUGGGAAACAAGCAACCAGUAAAAGUGGAGAAGAUGAAGAAGGUAGUGAUGAAGAAGUUGUACAUAAUGAAGAUAUACAUUUUGAACCAAUUGUAUCUUUACCAGAGGUAGAAGUGAAAUCUGGAGAAGAAGAUGAAGAAAUUUUGUUUAAAGAAAGAGCCAAACUUUACAGGUGGGACAGAGAUGUUGUUCAGUGGAAAGAACGGGGAGUUGGAGAGAUAAAGAUCCUUUUCCAUACAAUGAAGAACUAUUAUCGAAUCCUUAUGAGAAGAGACCAGGUCUUUAAAGUUUGUGCAAAUCAUGCUAUUACCAAAGCAAUGGAAUUAAAAUCCUUAAAUGUUUCAAAUAAUACUUUAGUUUGGACCGCUACAGACUAUGCAGAUGGAGAAGGAAAAAUUGAACAGCUUGCAGUAAGAUUUAAAACUAAAGAAAUGUCCGAUACUUUUAAGAAGAGAUUUGAAGAAUGUCAGGAAAAUUUAUCAAAACUGCAGAAGAGACAAGUAUCACUUAUAGCAGAAUUGUCACAGGAAACAAAUCCCUUGGUAUUUUUUGAAAUAUUUGCUGGUGAUGAACCUCUGGGACGUAUCACUAUGGAACUAUUUGCAAACAUUGUGCCUCAAACUGCUGAGAACUUUAGGGCACUAUGCACAGGAGAAAAGGGCUUUGGUUAUAAGAACUCACUUUUUCACCGUGUAAUUCCAGAUUUUGUUUGCCAUGGAGGAGAUAUCACCAAACAUGAUGGAACUGGAGGACGGUCCAUUUAUGGGAAUGCAUUUGAAGAUGAAAACUUUACAGUGAGACAUACUAGUCCUGGUUUAUUGUCUAUGGCUAAUCGUGGCCGAGACACCAAUAACUCUCAAUUUUUUAUCCUUCUGAAGAAAGCAGAACAUUUGGACUUUAAGCAUGUAGUAUUUGGAUUUGUUAAAGAUGGCAUGGAUACUGUGAAAAAGAUUGAAUCAUUUGGUUCUCCUUCAGGGUUGGUGAGCAAAAGAAUUAUGAUCACAGAGUGUGGACAAAUAUAAAAUCACUGCUUUUUCAUAGCAAACUUUUAUCUUUGUAAACAAUUAAAUUGAGGCUUAGCUGUUCUCAACAAUAUAGUGAUUAUGUUCAGCUUUUGAAAAUGGACAUUUCCAAUGUAUAAAUGUAAAAUUGCAGCUUAUAGCUGUUGUCAUUUUUUUUAAUGUGUUAAAAUUGACAUUGCAUGGUGUGAAAUAAAAGUUUAAACACUGGUC